GUGAAUUAUGGAGUGUUGCUAUUACAAGCGUUAUUAGAACAUUGGCCUGAGACCUUUAGUGGGAUCGGAGAUGAAGGAGAUCAAGAACUACCAAGAGCUGACUCACCAGGUUUGGUCACAAUGCCAUGGUUUAGAUCAUAAUCCCACGGUGCUUUCCACGGAUUUUUCCCGUAUAACAUUUGGGUAUUAUUGCUAAGGAGAUUUGGGUUCAAAAUGGUGACAAAAAUCAAGUAUGGUAAUCAGCGAUGUUUUCCAGGGAAACAGCCUGUAGAUAGAUGGAAAUCAAAGAACUCAUAGGCUCUACUAAGUCAAGGCCCACAUAAAACCUAAGAAUUGUUGACUAUGGUUAUUUCUCAAGAUAUUCGAUAAAUUUCAUUUACUUUGAAGGACCUAAUACUUUAUCUCCACAGAAAGCGGAGAUGCAAGUGCUAGUGAAGUAAACCUUAACCUUGAAUCUGUGAGUAGUUUAUAGAGCAGCUUUUAUCUUGUUUCUUAGUGGCUUAGUCAGUUUUGCAUUGCUACCCUUUAUGAUUGGAUAAAGAUUUCGUGCCAGUUUCUCAACCAAUCAGAUGAUAAAACCAAAACCAUUGUUAUUUGUCGCGCGCGUUUUUUCACUCAUGGCAGUCCUCAUGGCAUGGCGUCGGCAACAUUUUCCCGCGCUUUUUUGUGUACGAUAAAUUUUCCCUUUGUUUCUUGUUGAUUUAUUUAGUUCCUUGCCGGCUCAUAUUACUGUUGUUUAAUACUGAAACAGGCAGCUCUCCUCACAAUAUUUUUUCAAACCGAUUUACAUGUUCAAGUUCGUAUAGUACUUGAUGUGCUGGAAUCGCUUCGUGUAAAUAAAGCCACAACUAGCUUUCGAAGUAUCAAUACUUAUCCAAUACCUGUCGUAGAACGCACAAAGCGAGAAAGUAUGGAAGAGGAAAGUGAGGGAUAACAUGUAAUAACUGGAAAUGAAUGUUUCAAUGUCAUAUUAAACGAAAUUACGCAAAAGGAAGGUGGAGGGAAGAAGACGGCACAACAUGUGUGACAAGCGUGACAAUAUUGUCCGCAAAAUUUCACCUUUCUUUAAAAAGAAGUAGAAGAACACAUUAAUUAUGUCAUCUGGGCAACAAUGAUCGCCUUUUAUAAAACUCUCUGACGUGGCAAACAUAGUCGCCAACCCGCAGCCGUAGUUAGAAACGUGUAUCUUAAGGUCACUAAUACUUAAUGAAUAUCACGACAAAACACGCAAUAGCCCUGUCUCGUUUGUCACAUCUAAACGUUUUGCGGUUCUCCUCUGCAUCCCGUCCUGUUGAGUAAGCUCACUAUUGUGUUUUGGUUUGGUUUAACAGCGUGUGUUAACUGGAAAUGGAUUCUAUAGUGUUCCUGAACACACACCAUUAAUAUUCAACGAGUGUAGCGGAACAGGACGAACCUUGUUUAGAUUGCUGGUUUCUGACGCAUCUGGCGAGAAUGAAGGAUAUCUGCUUCCCGAGACCGUACCGCUCUGGGUUGUGGAUGUUACUGUCAAGGUAAGGAAAGAAGAAGUCAUUGUGGGAACGAAAUGUGAACUUCUCUGGGCAAAACUUGAAGUUUAUUCAUCACCAAUGCUGGUGACGGGAUAAGCAGGUUAGAAUUAGUGCGAGCAACCAAGAGCAGGCCUCAGAUCUUUAGGCCCCAGUUGCUGAAAGGGUGGAUAACGCUCUCUAGUGGUUAAAUCUCUGUCCGCUGGAUAGUGAUUUAUCCGGUGGAUAGCGCUAUCGACAGUUGAAUAACAGGCCCGGGGUUGAUCAUCAUCUAGCAUGCGCGGGCUGUUAACCUUGGAGCAUUUUCACGUGUUUGUGGCGGACUGCUGGCUAGGACAUGUCAAACACUCGGAAAAAGCAAAGGAAAGAAUGCUUGGAAGCCCGAGGCAGCCAGAAGGAAAUUCUAGCAACAUCAAGGAGAAGGGUUUUCGCUUCUAAGAUGAUGGGGAGUUUUAUGGACAAGGGCUAGUGCCCGCACGCGGUUUGAAAACAAGAAAAUAGUGUCACGUAUCAUGUGUGUAUACUUUUUAAUUCCCGUAACCCACGCCUUUAGGAAAAACAAAGUUCUUUGUGGGGGAAGUGCAACCUGUCAUAACAUCUUUGGACACGCGAGGAAAUUAGGCGUGAAAAUGCACUUGGCUAAAUCAGCUCGAAUUCUACUUCUUGUUUUUGUAAAGCCUAUUUCUGCUGUCCUCAUCUCCCUCAAGCAAUGUUGAUUGUGUUGAAAAAGACGUGGAUGCAUAACGUGAACACUGCAUUUGGGGAGGGGGGGGAGGGGGGGGAAAUGCGUCAUUUUGACGUAGGCCUAAUAGAAAGGUUUUUACAUGUAUUAACCCAUCAGUUAACCGUUCGCCUUAGAUUAUUUGUGAAAUAAUCUUUGAUGAUAUUGUAAGCUGUGUUAUCUUUCCACAGAAACUGAUGCCUAAAUUUAACAAGAUUGCAUUUUUCUUGUCACCGCACUCUUCAAGUUCUUCAAAAGCGUUAAAGAGGUAAAGCUUGAUACUAUAAUAGUUAAAAUCAAAUACUGAGGCUAUAAUCACACUAUCCCGUAUGGUUUUCGUGCAUGCGCUAAAGCUCUCCGGUGUAGUAUGAACACCUAUCCGAUAUGUGACUCUCCACUUUUGACAUCGGCGCGGCGCAGCUUCGCUCCGUUACAGAAACCGCGCCGAAGUCUCGGUUCUUAUGUGAGAACAGAAGCCCUAUCUCAUAUUGCUUUCAUGCCGGCCCAAAAUCUAUCCGGUAUAGUGUAAACGUGUCCUUAAUGCACUCGCGUUGUGGCCUGACUGUGUUUAAUCUAAAUGAACGCAUUUUGUAGUCAUCUCUUCAUUGUUGGUUGAUCCAUUGAGGAGCCAGGAAACAGCAUUUAUGCUAAAGUUAGUGAACUGUGUUUUCAGGGAUCGGCUGUCAGCCAGUGAUAUGCUUCACGUGCGAAAAGUGAUUGAGCACGUGUAUGAGAAGGUGAUAGGAAAUGAUAAUAGCAAUAACUCAGGUAACCAGGCCGAUAAAGAGCAGGCCGGGCCACCAACCGAGCAACAACUGGAGGAGUUAGGCGCAUUAGCUGAGGCCCGGGUCGAGCUGCUGUGUCAUGAACAGGUGGGUUUUUGAAGGUCUUGAAGAUUCCGUAUUAGUACGUAAGUAACGUAAUCAGACAGACCCGUGCAUGCUGACUUGAAUGACUUAUAGUCAUUCAAACGGUCGGUAGAUCAAAGUCUCUCAGUGAUGAAUUGUUCAAGUCAGCCAGACAUAUUAUUAUCAUAUCUUUAUUUCAGGAAAUCAAUCCGUCACAACCCAGUAAGUCACUAAGCCACUCACUCGCUCACUUUUAUAUCAAUUAAAUUGCAAUGUCUUUGUUUUAGGUAAUUUGUUAUCCUAGUAAAUAGAGAUAUACUGCUAUUCAGUUGUUCGUUUGUUCGUUCUUUCGUUUAUUCAGUUAGUAAGUCAAUCAGUCAAUUUCUUAAUUUAUCAACUCAUCAAAAUUUAAGAGAUUUCAUUGGUUUAUUUCUUGAUCCACCCUUUUGUUAGCCUUCGAACCCAGACGUGUAUCUGUUCGUCACUUUUUUCCACCCAAAAAGCCAGUAGCUCGGGUUCACAGACGUUACUUUUCGGAUAGAGAGAAGCGAAGACCCGAAAUACGUCUGCGUUCGCAGGCUAUUUUUUUGUAAUCUAAAAAUGUCUUCACUCGGCUAUGCUUUUCCUCCUGUUUACCUCUCCUUAAUAUACCUACACUCUGUAUUGUUGUCAGGUUUAGCUGCAUUUUUUCUUUCUUUAUACCAGGUAUUAGAUCCAAACAUGGAUUUGCGAACAGUCCGGCAUUUUAUUUGGAAAGGCGGAGGAGACCUGCUACUACAGUAUCGGAUCAUGAAAUAG
Molecule: messenger RNA, 3872 nt
Organism: Porites evermanni
Lineage: Eukaryota; Metazoa; Cnidaria; Anthozoa; Scleractinia; Poritidae
Source: the annotation of a GenBank genome assembly